GAACCCUGAGCAUCACACACGUGUUUUUAAAAUUGUUCAACUACAUUGUUAUCGAAUAAUUCUAUAUCUUUUUCAAGUGCUUCCAAGGAACUAUCGUUUGUAGCCGAUGACUAAUACCUUAUUCAUAAUCAGCUUAAAUAUAUUGUCAUAAUUAAAGUUCAAUUUUCGUCUGAAAUAUAAUGUGAGAAAAAACAAUAGUCAGAGCAAGUUUACCUCGCAAAUCGUCACGGUAGGAUUUGAUGGUGCAUCUCAGACGAGUGAGUUGAUUCUUUCUAGUAUUGAAAAAAAAAAGAGAAAGAGAGGGGAGAAAGAAAAAACUUUAUUUCUAAUUAUUAUUGUUAUCUAACACUACGCGACAUUAAAUAUGCUAUAUGUGGAAUAGUGUUUACGAAGGAAACUUCAAACGUAUUAUAUCAAUGUGUGUUUGUGUUAAGACGAUAAAAGAAAACGCCCUGUAUUUGUCUACAAGAGUAUAAGAGUAAAAUUAAGUAUAGUCUGUGGUACAACCAAGUGUUGAUUAUUUAUCUACGUAUAAUAAGAAAAAAGUUUAUGAAUGAUUUAACCUUUCGUAUGAUAAUAAAUAUCGGAAACCUACCGCUUGAGGUUAUGUUAGCUUCAAUUAUUCCAAUUAUAUUUUGAAAAGGUAUCCCCGCGCAAAAAUUGCCCAGUCAUCCAAUAAUCAUAAUUUAGUUGUACAUAUCAAUUAAUGAAACAUUCAGUCAAAUCAUAUAUUUCCAUUGGUUACGCAGUUUAUAUAAAAAUCACUCUGGUAUGUUGUGCCAAUCCUAAAUAACACGGUAUUUGGUCCAAUUCAUUCCUGAUAAUGGCUGAUGAAGUAGAGGCACUUCGCCUUAAUAAUGAAGAAAUUGAAUAUAUGGAAGCAGAACUUGAUGGGGACGACGAUGAUGGUUCCGACGGUGUGGUAGUUCCAGAACUUCAGGGUACAUUAUCCAAGUGGACUAAUUAUAUACACGGCUGGCAAACUAGAUUUAUUGUUCUCAAGAAUGGUACUUUGUCUUAUUACAAAUCUGAACAGGAUAGUGGAUUUGGUUGCCGUGGUUCAAUAAGUCUAUAUAAAGCUAAUAUCAAGGCACAUGAAUUUGAUGAAUGUAGAUUUGACGUAUCUGUUAACGAUUGCUUAGUAUGGUAUUUGAGAGCAACCAAUCCCGAAGAAAAACAAAGAUGGGUAGAUGUUUUAAAAUCAUAUAAGUCAGAAUCAGGGUAUGGAAGUGAAAAUAGUCUUAAACGUCAUGGUAGUGCCAUUUCUCUAGUAUCGAACACACAGUCCACUACAAGUGCUGGUAGUUUUACUAAGCGUGGUAUUAGAGGUUUAAAAGAAAAAUUAGCAGAAAUAGAAACUUUCAGAGAUAUCCUAAUAAAGCAAAUCGAUACAUUACAAAAAUAUUUUGAUAAUUGCGCAGAAAAUGCUAAAAAUGCUUCUUCAAAAGAAAAUAAGAUUGAAAAAAAAUUUAAUCCGGCUGAACAGUCAGUGGAUUUUAAGGGCGAAGCAAUUACAUUUAAAGCAACAAGCGAAGGAGUAUUGGCGACAUUGCAACAUUGCAUUGAGUUAAUGAUACAACGUGAAGAUGCAUGGCGUCGUAGAUGGGAUAAAGAGGUUGAAAAAAAACGAAAAUUACAAGAAUUGUACAAAACCUUAAAAGACCAAAUUACCAUGCAUCAAAGCGACUCUCCAAGACCUCGAGUUCUCAUUCAUGGAGGUCCUGAUUAUGAGGAAGGCCCACACAGUGCGCUCUGUGACGAAGAAUUUUAUGAUGCAGUAGAAACUGGUUUAGAUAAAAUUGAUGAAGAAAAUCAAUUAAGAGAUCGUUUGAAACAAAAAUCUGUCACCAUUUUAACUAUGCCUACUACGUCAGCAGUUAAGCAUAGGCUUUGGCCUGAGAUAGAGAAAAUAACAAUGCAACAGUUACACUAUGCUAGACUUGGUGUAGGAGGUGCAGGAGGAUGGCAAUUAUUUGCUGAAGACGGUGAUAUGCGAAUGUAUAGACGAGAGGAAGAAGCUGAUGGUUUGGUAGUAGAUCCACUUAAAGCUUGUCACGUCGUAAAAGGUGUGACUGGACACGAAGUUUGCGAAAUAUUUUUCGGCCCCGAAUAUAGAAGCGAAUGGGAAGCUACACUCGAAGAUAUGACUGUAAUAGAAAAUAUCUCCAAGGAUACUUUGGUAUUUCUACAAACGCAUAAACGAAUUUGGCCUGCAACCCAACGGGAUGCCCUUUUCUGGUCUCACAUACGUAGAGUAAAAGAUGAUCAAGAUCCAGAUUCACAAGAUUUAUGGAUAGUAUGCAACCACAGUACAGAACAUUCUGAUUAUCCGUCAAAUGUUGGUAAAUGCGUGAGAGUUUACUUGACAGUGUGUCUUGUAUGUCAAACAUUUAUUGACCCUCCGAAAGAUGAAGAAGAAAUAAAACGGGAUAACAUAACUUGCAAAAUAACGUACUGUUCAGUCGUAAAUCCUGGCGGAUGGGCACCGGCAUCUGUUUUACGUGCGAUUUACAAGAGAGAGUAUCCAAAGUUCCUUAAACGUUUCACCAAUUUUUGUAUCGAACAAUGCAAAAAUAAGCCAAUUACAUUCUGAACGUGAUUUA
Molecule: messenger RNA, 2603 nt
Organism: Polistes canadensis
Lineage: Eukaryota; Metazoa; Arthropoda; Insecta; Hymenoptera; Vespidae
Gene: cert
Product: collagen type IV alpha-3-binding protein
Exons: 8
Coding region: 824-2593 (589 amino acids)
Biological process (GO): ER to Golgi ceramide transport
Cellular component (GO): Golgi apparatus
Molecular function (GO): phosphatidylinositol-4-phosphate binding
Source: RefSeq, a predicted model, not a curated record